Messenger RNA from Physella acuta, 2412 nucleotides. RefSeq names its product nuclear pore complex protein Nup98-Nup96-like. The record is from RefSeq and is a predicted model, not a curated record. Lineage: Eukaryota; Metazoa; Mollusca; Gastropoda; Physidae.
GUCCCAUGAUGUUCAAGACUUCCUUGUUCACUCUACAUCUCUGUGUGUGUCUGCUGAUCGGGCUCGUGACGUCAGCGAAUGACCUUGAGAAGUCCUUACAGAAACGUUCCAGCAGCCGACAGAAGUUCAGGAGUUUAAGCAAGUCACAGAGUCCCAGGAGUUCUAGCCGGGUGUUUGUUGCAAGCUUUCCCGCCUACUCGAGGAUCUACGCCAAAAGACCUUUUGAUGAAGUAGGAAGUGGAUUGAUAGGGAAAAGGUCUUUUGAUGAAGUAGGAAGUGGAUUGAUAGGGAAAAGGUCUUUUGAUGAAGUAGGAAGUGGAUUGAUUGGUAAAAGACCUUUUGACGAAAUAGGCAGUGGGUUAAUUGGGAAAAGACCUUUUGAUGAAAUCGGUAGUGGGCUAAUUGGUAAAAGACCAUUUGACGAAAUAGGAAGUGGGCUAAUUGGGAAAAGACCUUUUGACGAAAUAGGAAGUGGGCUAAUUGGGAAAAGACCUUUUGACGAAAUUGGCAGUGGGCUAAUUGGUAAAAGACCUUUUGACGAAAUCGGCAGUGGGCUAAUUGGUAAAAGACCUUUUGAUGAAAUCGGUAGUGGGCUAAUUGGUAAAAGACCUUUUGACGAAAUUGGCAGUGGGCUAAUUGGUAAAAGACCUUUUGACGAAAUCGGCAGUGGGCUAAUUGGGAAAAGACCUUUUGAUGAAAUUGGUAGUGGGCUAAUUGGUAAAAGACCUUUUGACGAAAUCGGCAGUGGGCUAAUUGGUAAAAGACCUUUUGACGAAAUCGGCAGUGGGCUAAUUGGUAAAAGACCUUUUGAUGAAAUUGGCAGUGGGCUAAUUGGUAAAAGACCUUUUGAUGAAAUCGGUAGUGGGCUAAUUGGUAAAAGACCUUUUGAUGAAAUUGGCAGUGGGCUAAUUGGCAAAAGACCUUUUGACGAAAUCGGCAGUGGGCUAAUUGGUAAAAGACCUUUUGACGAAAUUGGAAGUGGGCUAAUUGGCAAAAGACCUUUUGACGAAAUUGGCAGUGGGCUUAUUGGUAAAAGACCUUUUGACGAAAUAGGAAGUGGGCUUAUAGGAAAACGCCAAGAGUCGUAAAAAAGUGUGCCCUAGUUUCUUAAGAUGUGGCUAAAAUAGCCAAUAAAAUCAAUCUAUUUCCUUAACCAAUCAAAUCAAUCUAUUUCUUCAAGCAAUCAAACCAGUCUGUCGAUAAAACAGUUACUUUGUGCAGACCAAUCCAAAUUUUAAAUCCAUUACAUUUACUGACUAAUUUAAAACAUUUUACUUACAAUUUUAUUUUUCACAAUUUAAAGUAUGUUUUUAAAAAAUAUACCACCUGAAGCUUAAAAAAUGAUGUUCUACCUUAUUUGGCCAAAUUUUCGUUUCCCAAAGGUCAAAUGAAAACUUUUCUCCCAUCUUUUAUUUUUUGUUCCACGAACAUGUUCACCUGUUACAAGCCAGUUGACUUCCGUCUCCCUGACCCUUGACCUUUCACCUCCGCACUCAAGCUGUGUCUACAUGUCCGUUCACCGAUAACUUAGCACUUCUUUUAUGUUUUAGCUACACCUAAAUAGUAACAAUUCGGGCUUACCUCUCCUCCCCACCACCCUAACCCCCUCCCUUUUCACUAGUUCCAGCCCCCUUCCCCAUGUUAUUCCUCCGUCUCUCUCCCCCCACCCCCCCCCCCUCACCUCCUUAUUGAACAUCGCUUACCUUUAUGUUGAUAGCAAACGACAAGGAAAAUGUCCCUGGGUAGCGCUGCAGUGAUAAGAGAUGUCAAAUUUGUUUUAUUGAUAAAAAUAAUUUUGGAAUGUAUCUGUGUAUAUUACUCAAAAUAAAAUCUUAUCAUUUGUGAUUAAACUUGACACGAGAAUAACAAAAAUAAAACUUGUUAUUGUUAAAUUAUGGUCAGUACUGUUCUUUAUAGAAUCGUGUGUUCUAUUUUUUUAUUUGUAUCUCUGCACUUAACUGAGGUCUACAAAUGUAAUUGUAGCUCCCAUGCACGAUAUAAGCUUAGCUCACAGCUCAGACCUUAGCUCUGAUUUCAGCUCUGAUCUGCCCACAGACCUAAUUUUAUUUCUGAGCUUUGAAUUAAGCUGGGAAAAAGCCUUCAAGAGCUGUCAGAAAUUAAGAUUGAGUUAUACCUCACAAAGGGAAGUAACAAUGAAAAUAUAAGUUCGGCGAGUCGGUCAAAGGGAGACAACAAUGAAAAUAUUAUCUAGUAUGGCGAGACGGUCAAGGGGAGGCAACAAUGAAAAUAUUUUAGUUGAAAUUGAGAUUAAAUUGAGGCAAGGGAGAUAAUAAUGAAAAUAAUUUCGGGUUGUAAAACUAAGGGAGUACCAUCUCGGGGGUCAAAAAUAAAAAUAUUUUGUUUAUUUCGCUGUUGAGGAUAUGACAAAUAAAAAUGUGUUGACCAAUUUCA